Messenger RNA from Scomber japonicus (chub mackerel), 930 nucleotides. RefSeq names its product olfactory receptor 11H6-like. NCBI's taxonomy places the organism in Eukaryota, Metazoa, Chordata, Actinopteri, Scombriformes, Scombridae. The transcript has a single exon. The coding region runs from base 1 to 930 and encodes 309 amino acids. The record is from RefSeq and is a predicted model, not a curated record. Gene Ontology annotation, biological process: G protein-coupled receptor signaling pathway. Gene Ontology annotation, cellular component: membrane. Gene Ontology annotation, molecular function: olfactory receptor activity; G protein-coupled receptor activity.
AUGGAUAAUGAUUCUUUAAUAACAUUUUUUGUCCUCUCUGGUAUAAAUGAAACAAAGAGCCAACGUUUUGCUAUCUUCUCUGUCACUUUACUGUGUUACUGUGUGAUUUUACUGGUUAAUAUUUCUCUUAUUGUAACCAUCACCUUGGAUAAAAACCUGCAUGAACCAAUGUAUAUUCUACUAUGUACUUUUUGCAUGAAUGGACUUUAUGGAACAACAGGAUUUUACCCCAAAUUUCUUUGGGAUCUGCUCUCUCCUGUCCAUGUUAUCCCUUAUGCUGGAUGCUUAGUUCAGGCUCUAGUAAUGUACUCUUUUGCUUGUAGUGAUCUGUCUAUUCUUGCAGUGAUGGCAUAUGACAGAUAUCUGGCUAUAUGUCGACCCCUGCAGUACCACGCUAUCAUGUCAAAGCAAAAACUUUUUCAUUUAGUGUGUUUCUCUUGGUUAACACCUUUCUGCAUUAUGGCUGUUAAUAUAUUUCUCACAUCUAGAUUACAGCUGUGCAGCUCGUAUAUUCGCAGGCUAUUUUGUGUGAAUUGGAUUAUUGUUCAACUUGCUUGUUCCUCAGCUGAAACUACUAUUAACAGCAUCAUUGCAUACAUAACUAUAAUCAUUUAUGUAUUUCAUGGUUUUUUCAUCAUUGGGUCCUACAUGCAUCUUAUCAAAACAUGUGUACAUUCUGUAGAAAACAGGGCAAAGUUCAUGCAGACAUGUGUGCCACAUUUAACUUCCUUAAUCACUUUUCUUGUGACUAUACUUUUCGAUGUUAUGAAUAUGCGAUUUGGCUCAAAAGGUUUGCCUCAAACCCUUCAAAACUUUCUUGCAAUAGAAUUUCUUCUCAUACCUCCCAUAAUGAAUCCUAUCAUUUAUGGUUUCAAACUCACCAAAAUUCGGAACAAAAUUCGAGGUUUCAUUUAUUUAAAAAUCAAAUGA